GGAGGAGGAGGAGGAGGAGGAAACCCUCGCUGGAGGAAAAGUCGUCGUGUUGCAAUCGAUUACUACUGCCUGCUCUCUCUGACGUCAAGAUGGACGCCUGCCGAAACAGGUUAUAACGAGGGAAGCGGCUCCUCUGCAGUAUUCAACGUGCAUUUCCCCUGUCCUGCGCUACAGCAUGACCACAGCAGCGGUGGCUCAUCUCACACUUCUGGCAAAUGAAAAUGGAGGAGGUUUCAAUGUCCAGCCUGGACAACAGCAAGCUGGAGGGCCUAGCUCAGGAAAUCCUGUCUGACCUGGUGGAGGAUGCAUGCCUGGGUCUUUGCUUCGACGUCCACCGGGCCGUCAAGCAGGGUUACUUUUUCCUGGAUGACACGGACCAAGAAAGCAUGAGGGACUUUGAAAUUGUGGACCAGCCGGGACUUGACGUGUUUGGCCAGGUGUACAACCAGUGGAAAAACAAAGAGUGUGUGUGUCCCAACUGCAGCCGAAGCAUCGCCGCGUCCCGCUUCGCCCCGCACCUGGAGAAAUGUCUGGGCAUGGGACGCAACAGCAGCCGUAUAGCCAACCGCAGAAUAGUCACUGGUAAUAACACAAACAACAAAUCAGAGAGUGACCAAGAGGACAAUGACGACGUCAAUGAUAAUGACUGGUCUUAUGGGGCAGAGAAGAAAGCUAAGAAAAGGAAAUCUGAUAAGAACCCAAACUCACCCAGAAGAUCCAAAUCAUUCAAGCAUAAGAGCAGCAUGAUGGGUCCCAGACGUCGGAUGGACAACCAGGAGAGUCCGCGCAUGCUAAUGAAAGAUGAGGCCUUCCCUCAAUAACACACUCAGCCACAAAUACACGUUAUCUUGCCAUCGUGUGUGUGUGUGGUGUGUCUGCACGUACCCACACACACUCAAGCACGGAGAGACCAACAACACGUCACCUUUGGUUCUUAAUCAUGUGAUAUCAAUGGACAUUUAUGGUGUUCGCUGCUCUGCAGAAGCAGUCCAGACCUCCUACUGUAUACUUGACAGAUUUUAUUUUUCUUCCACAAAGUCAUUGUACCAACACUCAUUUUAUUUUUGUUUAGUUAGUUAGUUUUUUUUAAAUUUAAUUUUUUUGCUGCAGUCCCAAAUAAUAAAUAUCAGCGCACACGAUUUGACUGCACAGAAGUAGAUUGUGUUGUAAAUGCAUCCAAUGGCCCGAACACAGGGUAUGCACAGGGAACACACAAUAUGUUGUUUCUCAAAACACACAUAUGAUUAGGUGUAGUUAACGUUUCCUCACCUCUUUAAAAAAAAUACGUCAAAGACAAUCUUUGCUAAUUGUUUGUCUUUUUAGUUUCACAUUCAUUGUCAGGUUCGGAGCUCUCCAGUUGAAUUGUAACCCAGUAUGUGUGGGAGUGUGUUGUGUGUGUGUGUGUGAGAGAGAGAGAGAAAUAAUGGCUUGUUAUUCACCUGUGGAAACUUGUUGAAAGUGUUCAGUAAAUGAACCCCUAAUUAUACAAGCAGGAAUUAACUUCAGAAAGCAGCAGGUUUCUUUUGAUUUUUGUUUUCUUUGCUGGAUAGACCGGCUGGUUUUCUAGCAUUGAAAUGAUGUGUUCGUAUCAUGUGUUUACAUUGUAAAGGGUGACAUGUAUCCUUUUUUGUGUGACGUGUUAGUGUAAAUAUUCCAAUAGUUGAAUUGCUGCUAUCAUGGCUCAGUUUGUUUCAUCUGUCUAGCAUAAUAAAUGAUUUGUUACCUC
Pleuronectes platessa (European plaice) is the source of this 1726-nucleotide messenger RNA. RefSeq names its product ataxin 7 like 3b (gene atxn7l3b). NCBI's taxonomy places the organism in Eukaryota, Metazoa, Chordata, Actinopteri, Pleuronectiformes, Pleuronectidae. Gene Ontology annotation, biological process: positive regulation of DNA-templated transcription; regulation of transcription by RNA polymerase II. Bases 216 to 821 code for a protein of 201 amino acids. Gene Ontology annotation, cellular component: SAGA complex; DUBm complex. Gene Ontology annotation, molecular function: transcription coactivator activity. The transcript is spliced from 9 exons. The record is from RefSeq and is a predicted model, not a curated record.